ACAAACGAAAGAUAGAGUAAAUCAAGUUAAUCUUGAAAGAAACCCUUGUUACCUUGUACGUGAAGUUUGGGUUUAGAUUUUAAAACUUUUGGAACUAAUUCUUUGGAGUGGAAAAAAGUGUACAAACACUUGACAUUUUUAUUGUACAUUACAUUUACAUUGUAUACUGUACACGGGGACAGUAAAAAUUCUACAAUAAAUCUACCAAUUUCAAUAUCCCACAAAAAAUAAAAAAAAUCAUUGAAAGACUUAUUUUUAAGACUAACCAAAAUUAAGAUUGAAUCAUUUUCCCGAGGAUUAUGUAGACCCCACCCUCCUUACUCCCUAUAUUUGAAAACAAUGAAAAGUUCUAUUUUUCCUCUCUAGAAAUUGGAAACUUGUAAUUCAGACAAUGAAACAAACUUUAUUUUACAAUCUAUGUAUAUAGUACAGCACAUGAAUGGUAGAUGGGCCUAACAGUUUUCUCUGUACAAUGGUACAUAUACAGUGUGUGUGUACACUGCACACUAUAAUUUUUGAUGUAUAAUACACAUUUUAGAAAAGUUAAAGGGAUUUUUAUCGUGAUUUAAGAUGACCCUUCAAUUAAAGUUCCACAUAUCAUAUAAAUCAACGAUUCUUUAGAUAAAAGAUUAAAAACAUUGUCGCAUUUGAACCGUUCAAGAAUUAUUUAUAAAUAACAGACAUAAUAUUACAAAUACAUAUCUUGUUAAAGAAAGAUAAUGUCUGGUGUACAUGAGACACAGAGUAUAGAGAGAAUACAGAGAGAGCAGUGGAUUCAAAAUACAUAGUUGACAGAACUAUUAACACUCCAGAGUUAUGUUCAGAUACCUGAUACUGCUGACAAUGCUAAGCAAAGAAUAUACAUCACAAAGAACAAUUUUGGCGGGGAACAAUUCUUCUCCUCUGAUACAGUCAGAUACUAGAGUUCGAUUAAGCUGCAGAACUGAUACACAGUGGUUCUUCUGCUUGUGGCAUAGCCCUUCACAGGACAUUCAGUGUGCAAUACAGUAUGACCAGCCUACCAGCGUGUGUAAGGAGAACCCGCGUGUCCAGCUGGUCGGGGGGUCAACCUACUGUGAUAUAAUUAUCCAGGUAUGCUUUAAAGGUACUGUCAACUGUCGACUGUCAAGUGUCCCCUUAUAGACUCUGUCUUUCCUU
This is a messenger RNA of Eurytemora carolleeae, 1158 nucleotides long. RefSeq lists its product as uncharacterized. Lineage: Eukaryota; Metazoa; Arthropoda; Copepoda; Calanoida; Temoridae. Bases 817 to 1143 code for a protein of 108 amino acids. The transcript has 5 exons. The record is from RefSeq and is a predicted model, not a curated record.